UGCCCCGCUCCCUUGGCAGCCCCCUCCCCAGGCUGCUGUCCACCGGCCCAGGUGCUGAACCCGCCGCCGCCGCCCGCGACAGCCCAGCCCCGGGAGAGCCAGCCGGCCGCCCGACCGCCCAGCCCGACCGCGACGCGCACCGGCACCGCAUCCGGAGCGGGAUGAGCGGAGGGGUCUACGGAGGAGACGAGGUCGGGGCGCUGGUUUUUGACAUCGGGUCGUUCUCCGUGCGGGCCGGCUAUGCUGGGGAAGAUUGCCCAAAGGCCGACUUCCCCACCACGGUGGGCUUGCUGUCCCACGACGAGUCGGCCAUGGAGCUGGACGGCGACAAGGAGAGCAAAGCCGGCAAGGUCUACUACAUAGAUACCAACUCCUUGCACGUCCCAAGGGAGAACACGGAGAUCGUCUCGCCCCUCAAGAACGGGAUGAUCGAAGACUGGGGCUGUUUCCAAGCCAUCCUGGAUCACACCUACAACAAGCACAUCAAGUCGGAGCCCAACUUGCACCCGGUGCUCAUGUCGGAGGCCCCCUGGAACACGCGCGCCAAGCGGGAGAAGCUGACGGAGCUGAUGUUCGAGCAUUACAGCAUCCCGGCUUUCUUCCUGUGCAAGACGGCGGUGCUCACGGCCUUUGCCAACGGGCGCAGCACCGGCCUGGUCCUGGACAGUGGGGCCACCCACACCACAGCCAUCCCGGUCCACGACGGCUACAUCCUGCAGCAAGGGAUUGUUAAAUCGCCCCUGGCUGGCGACUUCAUCUCCAUGCAGUGCCGUGAACUUUUCCAAGAGAUGAAUAUCGAAAUUGUCCCUCCAUACAUGAUCACAGCCAAGGAACCUGUCCGUGAAGGGGCCCCCCCAAACUGGAAGAAGAAGGAGAAGCUGCCCCAAGUCAGCAAAUCCUGGCACAGCUACAUGUGCAAUGAGGUGAUACAGGACUUCCAGGCAUCCGUCCUUCAAGUUUCUGACUCUCCGUAUGACGAGCAGGUGGCUGCGCAGAUGCCCACCGUCCACUACGAAAUGCCCAAUGGCUACAAUACGGACUACGGGGCGGAGCGCCUGAGGAUCCCGGAGGGGCUUUUUGACCCCUCCAACGUGAAGGGUCUGUCUGGGAACACCAUGCUGGGUGUCGGACACGUGGUCACCACGAGCAUCGGGAUGUGCGACAUUGACAUCCGUCCGGGUCUCUACGGCAGCGUCAUCGUCACCGGCGGGAACACGCUGCUGCAGGGCUUCACCGACCGCCUCAACCGGGAGCUCUCUCAGAAGACCCCGCCGAGCAUGCGACUGAAGCUCAUUGCCAGCAACAGCACCAUGGAGCGGAGGUUCAGCCCGUGGAUCGGGGGCUCCAUCUUGGCUUCUCUAGGGACCUUCCAGCAAAUGUGGAUCUCCAAGCAGGAGUACGAAGAGGGGGGCAAGCAGUGUGUGGAGAGGAAAUGCCCCUGAAUGUCUCCCCUUGCCCCCCCACCUCUGCCCCCUCCCACCAUCUCUGGGGCGGCUGCAGCCCUUCUCAGCCUGGAUGCCCAAAUCCCCUCCCCACCACGGUCCUUGCUGUGCCCUCCCUCUCCUCUCGCCACACCCCCUGUUGCGUCCGAGAGCCCCCUUCCAAGAUUGGGGGGGGCCACAGGGGACCCCAGAAAAAGAGAGACUGCCUCGUCUGUUUGUGCUCUGAUUUCCCUUCGUCUGUUUCACCAACUGCCCGGGUGGCACCCCGAGAUUCCUGAACCGGGGGUCCGAGUUCCGAAAAUUGCUCCUGGUUGUGUUUUGUUUGGGGAGGCCUGAUUUAAAAAUAAAUAAAUGUGUGGGGUUUUUAAGAAAAAGAAAUAAAA
Molecule: messenger RNA, 1825 nt
Organism: Crotalus tigris (Tiger rattlesnake)
Lineage: Eukaryota; Metazoa; Chordata; Lepidosauria; Squamata; Viperidae
Gene: ACTL6B
Product: actin like 6B
Exons: 14
Coding region: 162-1442 (426 amino acids)
Biological process (GO): nervous system development; regulation of transcription by RNA polymerase II
Cellular component (GO): SWI/SNF complex; NuA4 histone acetyltransferase complex
Molecular function (GO): chromatin binding
Source: RefSeq, a predicted model, not a curated record